AUGGCCGAGCACCGCGUCUCCGAACCUCUCCCAGUGGGACCCACUCAGCUUGAAAAUAACUCUGAAACUAACGAUGAAAAAAACCAACACGAAAAAGAACAAGUCGGUGAAUCACCAUGUGUCACCGAGUCGAAACAAAACUAUUCAGCUAAUUCUAUUAAACACUCGAUAGAGCGAAAUUCAGAAACCCUAAUUGUUCCUCCAUCUUCGAUUUCGCAGAAGCAGAGUUUCGACGCAGAUUUACCGGGGAAACCUAAUUCGCUGAUUUCGUGUGUUAAAGCUGAAAAUCAGGAAACAGUUGGACCUCCUGAAAAGGAAAUUACUGCAAAUGAAGCAGCCCCGACACCUACAACUCCGACUGAAAAUCAGCUUCAAGUGACUGUGUGUUCAAUUCCACUGCCUGAACUAUCACCUGUUCAUAGCUUUAGUAACGCACCUGUACGAGUGGUAGACAAAAAAAAAUAUUCUGGUGGUAAAGCCUUAUCUUCAGUUUCUGUUCCGAGGACAUCGGCAUCUGAUGGAUACAACUGGCGGAAGUACGGUCAGAAACAAGUUAAGAGUCCUACUACAGGUUCUCGGAGCUAUUACAGGUGUACUCAAUCAAACUGUUGCGCUAAGAAGAUUGAAUGCUGGGAUCAUUCAGGUCAUGUGAUAGAGACUGUUUAUAAAAGUGCGCACAGUCAUGAUCCUCCGCGGAAGACUAAUUUCCUUAGGGAAAGUAAGUUUGCAUCUCCCAAAGAACCUACUGCAGAGAACAGUCUUUUAGUGAAGUCUGUCAAUGUUCUGAAAGAUUCUGAUCCGUCCACAUCUUCUAAAGCUCAAGAAGAAGCACCUUGCAGUGCUGUCAAGAAAGAACAAAACUCGUCUAAUAUCAAUGGUAAUGGUAAAGUUAUUGUGAAGGAGGAACAUCUAGACGAGCCAGAGCCAAAACGAAGAAAGGAGAAAGGCGACUUAAUUCAACGAGAUUCUCCUGUAAAACCUGAAAAGAAAUCCAAGUUUGUUGUACAUGCAGCCGGAGAUGUGGGGAUAUCAGGUGAUGGAUACAGAUGGCGCAAGUAUGGGCAGAAAAUGGUGAAGGGUAACCCACAUCCCAGAAACUACUACAGAUGCACUUCUGCCGGAUGUCCUGUCCGGAAGCACAUCGAGACAGCUGUAGACAACUCAGAUGCUGUCAUCAUAACUUACAAGGGUGUACAUGAUCACGACACUCCUGUGCCAAAGAAACGACACGGCCCACCAAGUGCUCCUCUCGUGGCUGCUGCAGCACCUGCCUCCAUGAAUAAUUUGCAGUUGAUUAAACCAGGCUCGCCACUGCAAAACCAGAAAAUUUCUACUCAAUGGUCAGUGGACACGGACGGAGAACUAACUGGGGAAGCCAUGGAGCUUGGCGGCGAGAAAGCAAUAGAGUCAGCUCGAACUCUUCUGAGCAUAGGUUUUGAAAUUAAGCCUUGCUGA
Messenger RNA from Lathyrus sativus (Indian pea), 1455 nucleotides. NCBI's taxonomy places the organism in Eukaryota, Viridiplantae, Streptophyta, Magnoliopsida, Fabales, Fabaceae. The record is from the annotation of a GenBank genome assembly.